AUGGAAAAUUCUCAAAGCAGCAGUAACCAGAAUCAGGACAAAUUUAUAAAAAAGUCACGACAAGGACGUAGAAAUGAUAAGCAAUCUUUGUUUUUAAUUGAUUAUAUGGUACAACAUCCUCAUGUUGCUAGUGGAAAAUUUAAUUGCCUAAAUGGUAAAGAUAAAUUGAAUGGUUCAUGGGAAGAGUUAGUGAAACAACUAAAUAAUUUAAGAAACCCGGGCAUUAAAGAAAAGGAUGUAAAAUCGUGGAAAGAGUCAUGGAGAGACUUAAAAACAAAAGUCUCCAAACAAGCAUCAGCCUUGCGGAAUGCUAGAAGGCAGACAGGAAAUAAAAAAAAUAAUAUCCCAGAGUUGACUGACUCAGAUCAAAAAGUUUUAAGUGUCAUGGGCUAUGACUAUGUAGAAGGGACAUCAUGUCCAGAUUCUUGGCCUGAAGAACAGUCUGAAGAUGUAGAACGUAUGGCUGCAGGAGAUAUUACCAUUUUAGAUGCAGUACCUAUUAGGUUAACAAUGAGACCAGAUAUUGAUCACAACAGUAAUUAUUUAACUACUCGUUCUUAGAAAACAAUU
Myzus persicae (green peach aphid) is the source of this 570-nucleotide messenger RNA. RefSeq lists its product as uncharacterized. The record is from RefSeq and is a predicted model, not a curated record. Bases 1 to 561 code for a protein of 186 amino acids. The transcript has 4 exons. Lineage: Eukaryota; Metazoa; Arthropoda; Insecta; Hemiptera; Aphididae.